CAUGUAGAAAGAUACAAUCCAUCGCUAUAUAUCGUCAUCGCAUUCUAUACUUAUCCAUUUCCCGGACCUGUACACCCUUUAAUUGCAACUUAUCUUUUGGUAUAUAUGGCGCACCAUGUUGCUUGAGGGAGGAACCUCCAAUGAAAAAAAAUUCCCCAAAUUUCAAUCGCCGGACUGGCUUUGCAAUGUCAAGUUGGAAUAAUUUUUUUUGACUGUUGUUCAUUACACGCAUUCACUUGUUACAAAAGCAAAAUUUUACCAUGGCAGACAAUCAAGAACUAUUGGACGAUGUCAUUUACUGUGCUCGUUAUGGUGAAUUGGACGAUUUGAAGCAAAAUAAACCCGCUCCCGAGUACUACAUUAAAGGAGACGAAAGCGGAAACACGGCACUCCACAUGGCAUGCGCGAACAACCACAUUGAAAUUGUGGCAUGGAUCUUGGGUCAGUUAGCCACGAUCGCGGGUGAGCAAGAACUUUCGCGAUAUGUCAAUGUUGUCAAUGAGCAAGGCAACUCGCCUCUGCACUGGGCCGCUCUCAAUGGCCAUUUGGAAGUCGUUGAAAUGUUGGUGAAAAAUGGUGCUGAUUGCAAGAUCAAAAAUACGGCCGGCAAGACUCCCAUUUACGAAGCUCAGCAGCGAUCUCAUGAAAAGGUGGCCGAGUUCUUCUUGCAAACAAUGAUUGACGAACAGCCAGAGGAAGACCCCAUGGAUGAGGACGAACAGUAUGUCGAGCAAGGAGUUCCCGAACCCGAAAAUAAGUAGAUCGCAUUCCCAAAAAAGCAUUAUCAUCCUUUCUAGUUUUUUCUUUAGCAUAUUGGAUUUUGAUCAGUUCAUUAGAAGGAAGAACAGCAACCUCCAUGAUUUUUUAGACAUCUCUUCAGAAUUCAGAAUAUACAUAUACACUUGAGCUUAUC
Messenger RNA from Radiomyces spectabilis, 913 nucleotides. Its product is annotated as ankyrin repeat-containing domain protein. The transcript is spliced from 3 exons. The coding region runs from base 261 to 761 and encodes 166 amino acids. Gene Ontology annotation, molecular function: protein binding. NCBI's taxonomy places the organism in Eukaryota, Fungi, Mucoromycota, Mucoromycetes, Mucorales, Radiomycetaceae. The record is from RefSeq and is a predicted model, not a curated record.